AUGACACCAUCCACGACAUCGAAUCCCAGGAAGCGACCCCUUUUGUACGCCGAUGAUGACCCCGGCGACGCCGACAACAGCCGCCGCCAGCAACAAAAUCAUCUCGGAGAUCAAAAUGCCAGUGGAGGCGCGAUCCAACACGCCCAGAUCUUCAUCUCCUCGGUAAUCCACGACCGCAAGUCCACCUUCCAAGCACACUUCCACCCUGGAUCGUCUGUCUUUCCUCCCUUGGGAAAUGGCGGCGGCGCACAAAAACCACCACCGUCGACAUCAAUAACCACGAUCAUCAAACGUCUCCAAUCCCACCCCUCAUUCUCCACGGCCUCGCAUCGCGUGGUGGCGUGGCGGAGGGGAUCGAGCCAACAGACCCUCCGCCUUAGUAGUGGUGGUAGUGGUGUUGGCUCGAAGGCCGCGGUGGCGACCACCUUCACCACGGGCUCGGACGACGACGGCGAAAAGUACGGCGGCAGACGGCUCGAGACGGUCCUCUCGUCCAUGGGAGUCGAGGGCGUGAUCAUCGUGGCGAGAUGGUACGGCGGCGUGAUGCUGGGGCCCGCGCGGUUCACGCACAUGGAGAACUGCGCCAAGGAGGCCAUAAAUUCGUGGCUCGAUAGUCUAGGCGGCGCGCAGCAGCAACAGCAGCAACAGCGGCAGCAGGAGCAUGUGGCGAGCAGCAGCAGCAGCAGCAGCAAGAAGCCGAGGGUUGAUGGCGCCGGCACUGGCGGUGGCAACGCCGGGACUCAUGAUCACGACGAUCGCGCCGACCGAGCGAGGCUCGCGAACCAGUUGGACGAGAGGGAUCAGAAUAUCGUGGUGUUGAGGGGGUUGUUGGCUGAAAUGACGAAGGGGAAGGGGAAGGGAAAAGCGUCGUCGGCCAGCACUGACGCCGGCACUGGCUCUGGCUCUGGGAUUGAGACGCACAAGCGAGAUGGGGCCCUGGAUUCAUCGCCGGCGCCCGAACCUUCUUCGACGGCCUCGACGACCGCUUCUCCCCUGAAGAAACUAGAGUAUACUGCCAUGCCGCUCGCGCGGCUGAGGCAGUUGGAGAGGGCGAGAGACGCGACCAUUGCGUUCAUUCUGAGGCAGCUGGAUAAGGCGGAGCAGGAACAGAAGACGAGAGAAAAGGACACGGCGGUAGCGUCGAAGGAAGAUCCGCACCAUGUCGAUGGAGGUGGGUGA
Molecule: messenger RNA, 1179 nt
Organism: Cladophialophora yegresii CBS 114405
Lineage: Eukaryota; Fungi; Ascomycota; Eurotiomycetes; Chaetothyriales; Herpotrichiellaceae
Exons: 1
Coding region: 1-1179 (392 amino acids)
Biological process (GO): regulation of translational initiation
Cellular component (GO): cytoplasm
Source: RefSeq, a predicted model, not a curated record